Molecule: messenger RNA, 1490 nt
Organism: Spea bombifrons (plains spadefoot toad)
Lineage: Eukaryota; Metazoa; Chordata; Amphibia; Anura; Pelobatidae
Gene: PRRX1
Product: paired related homeobox 1
Exons: 4
Coding region: 380-1123 (247 amino acids)
Biological process (GO): regulation of DNA-templated transcription
Molecular function (GO): DNA-binding transcription factor activity, RNA polymerase II-specific; DNA binding
Source: RefSeq, a predicted model, not a curated record
ACAUCAUCCCCUGUGAAACCCAAGUCAUUCUUGAAAUUGGAGAGAGCAGAGAGGGAGAGGAUCCACUUUGUUUUCAAGAUGCACCAAGACUAAGAAUGUUCUGUUAUUGGCAUCUCUGUGUGUUGGACUGGAGUUGAAAACAACACUAAUGCUUGCAUUUCUUAUAACUUGUCUGACUUAAAAUCAAGAAAAAAAACUGCCAGUGGGAGUACUAAGAAGAGCACGUCUGGAUUAUACUUCUACACUGUAGAAUCUACAGGAUCAACAGCUUCUUGUGGUGGCCUCAAGAUUUAUAGGGGUACCAGGAGGUGGGUCGAUUAUAUUGUAACCUCUCGGUUGUUAUUUUUCAACAUAACCUGAAAGCCUGAGGAAGAAAAUCAUGACCAGCUAUAAUCAGCAUGUUAUGGACAGACAGGCUGCCCUGGCCAGUCGCUUAGAUAGUCCGAUCACAACUAAUCUGGACAAUUUACAGGCUAAAAAGAACUUCUCAGUGAGUCACCUGUUGGAUUUAGAAGAGGCUGGGGAAAUGGUGGGAGCUCAGGCGGAAGAGAACUCAGGAGAAGCCGGUAGGAGUUUACUAGAAUCCCCUGGACUCACUAGUGGAAGUGACACUCCACAGCAAGAAAAUGAACAACUGAAUGCAGAACAAAAGAAAAAAAGAAAGCAGAGGAGGAACAGAACUACUUUUAACAGCAGCCAGCUACAAGCUCUGGAGAGGGUAUUUGAAAGGACACAUUACCCAGAUGCUUUUGUACGUGAAGAUCUUGCACGCAGAGUUAAUCUAACUGAAGCACGAGUCCAGGUUUGGUUCCAGAACAGAAGAGCCAAGUUUCGUAGGAAUGAAAGAGCCAUGUUGGCAAACAAAAAUGCUUCGCUUCUGAAAUCAUAUGCAGGAGAUGUGACAGCAGUGGAACAACCUAUAGUACCCCGUCCAGCGCCACGCCCAAAUGAGUAUUUAUCUUGGGGAACAGCAUCCCCAUAUAGUACCAUGGCUACUUAUUCUUCUACUUGUGCCAAUGCCAACUCUGCCCAGGGGAUGAACAUGGCCAACAGCAUCGCCAAUCUGAGACUGAAAGCAAAGGAAUACAGUUUACAGAGGAACCAAGUUCCGACCGUCAAAUAAAAAGGCUGGCAAUACAAAUGGUGUUGAUAUAAGAAUGUAAUUGCCAAAUUAUGCCUUAAAAGAUACAUAACAAAACAUUGAAAUUUCAGUGUGCCAUAACACAUAGAAGCAGGGUAUAAACUGUUUGGAAAUAUAAUUUUGGAAAAUGCCACUGGAUUUUUUCAGUUUUGUUAUUCUUUAAUGCUUUGCUUAUACUGAAAAGUGCAUUCUGUUUAAUACAUCUCCUUGUGUCUUUUUACAUGGACUGGUCAAUUUUUUGUUUGGCCACUACAAUAAUACGAAAACAUUCUGAUAUAGGGUUUCCAGGAGUGUCACAAUUUCCACCUCUCUCAAAUGGAUAUGAAAAAAAUCACAUUUAUAUUUUUGA